Eufriesea mexicana is the source of this 1518-nucleotide messenger RNA. Its product is annotated as tRNA (guanine(37)-N1)-methyltransferase. Gene Ontology annotation, biological process: ribosome biogenesis; tRNA N1-guanine methylation; mitochondrial tRNA methylation. The coding region runs from base 1 to 1518 and encodes 505 amino acids. Gene Ontology annotation, molecular function: tRNA (guanine(37)-N1)-methyltransferase activity. Gene Ontology annotation, cellular component: mitochondrial matrix; cytoplasm. The record is from RefSeq and is a predicted model, not a curated record. The transcript is spliced from 3 exons. Lineage: Eukaryota; Metazoa; Arthropoda; Insecta; Hymenoptera; Apidae.
AUGCCUUCUUUGUUGGUUCCUCUGGAAUCAGUACGAGGAAUGACGUGUUUGGAUCGUACUGCAUUUACACACAUGGUGGAAUUACCAUUUCUAAAAAUUCAUGAUGUUAUGUUAUCCAAGAUAAAACCAAUUGUGAAAAAGUAUUUUUUUAAAACCAGGAACUUCAAACCAGUUCAAAGUACCAUCAAUGAAACUAUUAUUUAUUUGAAUCCAAUGCUAAUAAAGACAUUUGAAGAUUUUAUAGAAAAUGAAAGGAAAAAAUUAGAAAUAUGUGCACGGUUUGGAAUAACAAAAGUAGUUUUGAAAUAUGAUAACUGGCAAUCUUAUGAUAUAUUAAGAGCUAUAUUACCUAAGGAAAUUAAAGUACCAACUGCAUUUAGCAUAAUUGGCCACAUUAUGCAUUUAAAUCUGCGUGAUGUGCAUUUACCAUAUAAGACUGUUAUUGGUCAGGUUUAUCUUGAUACAACUCCAAAUGUCAGAACAGUUUUGAAUAAAAUAAAUAUCAUCAAUACAACUUUUAGAAAUUUUAAUAUGGAAGUCCUUGCAGGUGAUAAAAAUACCAUUACAACAGUAAAAGAAUAUGGUUAUACAUAUGAAUUAGAUUUUUCUCAAGUUUAUUGGAAUUCUCGAUUGAGCACAGAACAUCAAAAUUUAGUGACAUUUAUGAAACCUAAUGAUGUUUUAUAUGAUGUAUUUGCUGGAGUUGGACCAUUUGCUAUUCCUGCCGCUUCUAAAGGAGUUAAAGUAUUUGCAAAUGAUUUAAAUCCUGAAUCAUACAAAUGGUUACGAAAAAAUAUUGUCAUUAAUAAAGUUAAAACAAAUAUUCAGUCUUUUAAUAUGGACGGUAAAGAUUUUUUAAAAACUAUUUUUAAAACUGAUAUUUUAAAUAGACGAGCCAUUAAUGAAAUUGGUAUGGAACAUAUAGUAAUGAAUUUACCAGCACUUGCUGUUGAAUUCUUGGAUGUGUUCUUCGAUAUUUUUAAUGCAAAUGAAAUUAAACAAAUAUGUCAUCAACCACCAACCAUUCACUUAUACUGUUUUGUGAAAGUGAAUAAAGGAGAAGAUGCUUGUAAACUUGGACAACUAUUGGUAGAAAAAAAACUUGGUUGUACAUUAAACUCUGAUUCUUUAAUUGAGUUACAUUAUGUUAGACAUGUUUCUACAAAUAAAGGGAUGAUUCGUAGAAUAAUGGGAAAGAACAAAGGACUGCAAAAAAAACAAAUGAAGAAAAAUGUAUUCAAAGUAGCAACAGUUCGUAGUGUUAAGCUAAAGGCAACAGCACAAAAAGUAAUAACCAAUUUGGAAAAAUUGGAUUUAAGAGAAAAUAAAGUAACUAAUGGGGACAAGAAUAAAAAAGCACAACUCGACCAACUGUUUCAAGAAUUAUGUGAAGAAGUAGAGCAGUGCAUAUUAAAAAAGACAGCAGUUAAUCCAAAGCAAGAAAAAAAGAAGAAAAUGCAGAAUGCAGCACCAGUACAAUCUGACAUGACUUCUCUUCUGGAAAAAAUGAAAAUUUGA